GUGUCUUUGAAAGGGGCAAGGAAAGGGGGUCGUGGCUUAACAUUAUAAAGGAAAAAAUAAGACAGCAUUGCCGUCUUGGUUGGUGUUGAAUACGCGUCUUGACAGGCUUUUGUAAAAGCAAAAGACCGGGAGAGAUCUCCAAAGACGAGCGCUAGCCUAUUUAGUAUUUUGAAAUCAUCAAAUCCCCUAUCCAUUGACAAAAAUCUCUUCUCUCCACUUGAAAAUGAAACUUUUGCCCAUUUGCACUUGGCUCCUAUGCCUUUUGCUUUUUAUCGUGUGCUUGGGAUCUGAGUGUGGGACUCCACGGCGAAUUGUGAGGUCUAAAAGAGACUUGGUACGCAUCAGGGAAGCCAGAAGUACCUUCCCAGGACCUUGUGCCACACGCCUGCCUCGGGGCAAACGCUCACUUCCCGGGAUAGAUCGGCGCUCCCCUCGCCUGUCACAGGCGGGGGAAAGCAGCCCAGGUCGGCGGAGGGCUGUUUACUUUACCGGUCGAGGAGACCAACUGCGUCUGAAACCCAAUGCAGAGGUGCCAAGGGGUAAUUUCACCCUGGAAAUGUGGAUUAAACCUGAGGGUGGGCAGCGCUCUCCAGCUGUUAUCGGAGGUCUCUAUGAUAAAUGCUUCUACGCAUCCAGCGACAGAGGAUGGUUACUUGGCAUCAAAGCAGUCAGCGACCAAGCCAACCGUGACCCUCGUGUCUUCUUCUCCCUCAAGACAGACCGAGCUCACAAGCUCACCACAAUCACCUCCAAUGCACCCUACAUUCCCAAUCAAUGGUCACACGUGGCCAUCACCUACAAUGGUCUCUUCAUGAAGCUGUAUGUAAAUGGGGCGCAGGUUGCUGUAAGUCGAGAUCAAUCCGGUGAGAUUUUUAGCCCCCUUACCAAGAAGUGCAAGGUGCUCAUGAUCGGUGGCAAUGCAUUAAACCACAACUACAGGGGAACGAUGGAACACUUGAGCUUGUGGAAUCGGGCUCUGAGCCAACGUGAGAUCAUCAGAUACAUGGGUCACAGUUUGGGUCAGUUUGGUGACCUCUCUCAGCUGGUCAUCCAUGAGAACUUCGAGAACAUGUCAAAACGGUGGCUGACGGUGAAAGAUGGCAGUUUCCCCCGGUUGGAAGACUCAGACCGGAGCCUGGAGGCUGUCCUCAGUGAUGCUGCACUGAAACCUCCACCUUGCGGACAGACUGUGUGUGACAAUGUGGAAGUGAUUACAAACUACUACCAGCUCUGGAGCUUCCGCAAACCCAAGACGGUGCGCUACCGAGUGAUAAACGUUUACGACGAUGAUGGACGGUGGCCGACGAUUACAGACCACCAGAUCAACCUUCAGCACCAGCACUUGAACAAUGCUUUCCGUGUCUACAACAUUUCCUGGGAGCGCACCAUUCACAACGUAUACAACUCGUCUUUACGUAACCGCCUAAUACUGGCCAACUGUGAUAUCAGCAAAGUGGGUGAUGAAGAGUGCGAUCCAGAAUGUAACCACACUCUUACUGGCUUUGACGCCGGAUACUGUAAGAGGCAGAGUGCACGCUGCCCCGAAUACAAGCAGGGGAACGGGGUUUGUGACCCAGAGUGUAACUGGGACAAUUUCUAUUACGAUCAUGGGGACUGCUGCAACCCCAACAUCACUGAUGUCACCAAGACCUGCUUUAAUCCUGCAUCACCCCACAGGGCUUACAUGAACGUGAAAGAGCUGAAAGAGGUUUUGAAUUUGGAUGGAUCCACACACUUGAACAUCUUCUUUGCUAACUCAUCUGAUGAAGACGUGGCUGGUGUGGGCACUUGGCCCUGGGAUAAAGAAGCUUUGACACAUUUAGGUGGGAUUGUAUUAAACCCUUUAUUUUAUGGUACGUUUGGCCACACUCACACCAUGAUCCAUGAGAUCGGCCACAGCCUUGGACUGUACCAUGUCUUCAGGGGAAUCUCAGAGGUGGAGUCCUGUAACGAUGCCUGCUUAGAGACUGAGCCGUCUCUUGAGACGGGGGAUCUGUGUAUAGAUACAAAUCCCACCCCCAAGUACAAGUACUGCAGAGAUCCUGAGCCAGGCAACGACACCUGCGGCAGACGUCAUUUCACUAAAACCCCCUUCAACAAUUACAUGAGCUAUGCUGAUGAUGACUGCACAGAUUCCUUCACGCUGAACCAGGUGGCCCGGAUGCACUGUUACCUGGAUCUGAUCUACCAGUCUUGGAGACCUGGCAGUAAACCAGCUCCUGUUCCUCUACCUCCUCGAGUAACAGCGCAGGACCAAGACUCUAUUACACUAGAGUGGUUCCCUGCCCUCACCGGCCAUUACUUAGACAGAGAAGUGGGAUCAGUUUGUGACAGAUGUACUGAAGUUGGGGUGCUCCUACAGUAUGCCUCGAACUCUUCUUCUCCCAGACCCUGCGCUCCCUCCGGCCACUGGAGUCCUCGUGAAGCAGAAGGUCCACCAGAUGUAGAGCAGGCCUGUGAAGCGAGCGUCAGCACUUGGAGCCCCAACGCCGGCCUAGACUCGAGUAGUGUUGGCUCAGCAUCUUGCCCACCCCAGGGCUGUAUGCUGCAGCUCGAGUUUGCCUAUCCGCUGGUGCCUGACUCCCUCACUGUUUGGGUCACCUUCUUCUCUCCGGAGGAGACUGGACUGCCUGCAAUCCACGACAUCCUUCUGCUGACCCUCAGUGGUAACAACAUCUCUCUGGGUCCACAAUAUGUGUUCUGUGACACACCGUUGACACUUAAGCUAGAUGUAAAGGAAGAGGUGUAUGGGGUGCAGUUCUUCACCAUGGAGCAGCACUUGGAAAUCGACGCCACAUUGCUUGCCUCAAAGCCAGACAAUCCUCUGUGCCGGUCGUGCCAUCCUCUACGCUAUAGACUGAUUCGACAGCCACCAUUCACACAUUCACCAUAUGGGCUGAUCCUUCAGGAAGCUACUCUGAGAUAUGUGGACAGGGACUUAAAGCCUGAUGAGACGUACACCUACCAUGUGCUGACAGUGUCCAGAAGAGCGGAGAGUGAACCAUCUCCUCCUCUCUCUCACCAGCUGGGCUCACCCUACUGUGGAGAUGGACUCAUCCAAAAAUAUCUUGGAGAGCAAUGUGAUGACAUGAACUUCGCUAAUGGAGAUGGCUGCUCAAACCAGUGCAAGAAAGAGCCGUUGUUCAACUGUGUUGAUGAGCCCAGCUUAUGUUACUUCUACGAUGGUGAUGGCGUGUGUGAGGACUUUGAGCGGGAGGUGAGCGUAAGGGACUGUGGUCUCUAUACUCCGAGCGGGUUCCUGGAUCAGUGGGCCACUGCGGUGGAGGUGUCCAAUGAGGAGAAGAUAUCCUGUCCAGCGGAGGUGGCUGUUGGAUAUCCUGCAGUGACAAAGAGCUGUCAGUCGAAGGUGUUUGACCUGUCGCAUGGCGUGUCUCAGUACGCUUGGUUUCCCUGUGACGAGUCUCAGCAGCACAGCUGGACUUCACAAUAUUGGUUGAAGGCCUAUUACGCCCAUCCUAUGGUGGCUGCUGCGGUCAUUAUCCACCUGGCUGCUGACGGGACAGCCGACAUCGACCAGAGACAACACAACAUUACUGUUCAGCUGGUGGACACUAAGGAGCAAACGCACCCUCUCGGGGACUGGAGGCUGAGCUGCCGGAACAAUCCACUGGUGAUUCCUGUGAGUCAUGACCUGAGCGUGGCUUUCUACCGGACAAAAGCCAUUAUAGUGAGCUUCAGCUCUCCUCUGGUGGCCAUCUCAGGUGUUGGGCUGCGCUCCUUUCAAUAUUUUGACCCCAUCACUAUCAGCGGGUGCCAGAGCAAUGAAAUUUAUAACCCCAUGGGCCAAAGUUGCGUUCAUUACUCAUGUGACGCCAUUGAAUGUCAGAAGCCAAUGGUCAGUAAUGCAGAGAUGAAGUGCAAUAGUCCUGGAUACUUCAAUGGAGCUCGAUGUACUAUCACCUGCAACCGAGGAUAUACACUGAAGAUACACCGGGAUGAUGAUAUCAUUAAAACACAGUCUGAAUCCACGGUGACCCUCACCUGCGCUGAUGGGAAAUGGAACAAGCAGGUGACCUGUGAACCUGUGGACUGCGGGCGGCCUGACAAGUACCACGUGCACCCGGCUAUCUUUGAGUUCUCUGAAGGAACCACCUACGGCAAGAAGUGCACUUUUCAGUGCCGGGAGCCGGCUCAGUUAGUGGGAAGUAAUAACGUGCUGACGUGUAUGGAGGAUGGCAUGUGGUCCUUCCCUGAGGCUCUAUGUGAGCUACGCUGUCCGGUCCCUCCUCCUGUACCCAACGCUGUCCUGCAGACCAAACGCUGUAAUGCCACAGGCCUCAAAGUUGGGUCUUUCUGCAAGUACAAGUGCAAGCCUGGCUACCAUGUGCCCCACAUAGACAAGCCCAAGAGGUCAGUGCCUGUGAUGUAUCACAGGCGUGCGUUUAAGCGGCAGUGUACGGAGGAUGGAACCUGGCAGUCGGGUGAGUGUGUGGCAGUCACAUGUGAGCCGCCUCCUCCCAUUUUCCACGGUACCUACAAGUGCACAAAUGGCUUUCAGUUCAACAGCGACUGCUGGAUCGACUGCAACAGGGCUAACCACACGGUGAGACAGCACAGCCGCUGCAAGCAGGGUCCUUCAAACAACGUGAUCCGAUGCAGAAAGGACGGGAACUGGACAGGUUCUUUCCGUCUUUGCCCCAACCGGACAGGCCAGUGUUCCCUUCCACAAAAUCUUAGCCCAACUAUCCAUCUCAACUGCAAGGACGGACACGGCAUAGGAAAGGAGUGUGAGGUGGCGUGUAGAGAUGCUAGCAGCAGUGUGGUCCUCCUCCCCAGCAACACGAGUGUCACAGCUGUGAUGAAAGACCACUGGUGGAACCCACCCAAAGUUAAGAAUAUUGUGUGCACCAUGGGUCUAAAGUGGUAUCCUAACCCAGAGGCCCUCCACUGUAUUAAGGGAUGCGAGCCGUUCAUGGGUGAUAAUUACUGCGACGCCAUCAACAACCGAGCGUUCUGCAGCUACGAUGGUGGAGACUGCUGCCAUUCUACUGUUAAAACCAAAAAGGUGAUUCCAUUCCCUAUGUCAUGUGACAUUCGAGAAGACUGUGCGUGUCGGGACCCCGACGCCCAGGAGAACAACAAAGGAGUCCGCCAGCGGUCCAUUGGUUGAGCUUGGUACCCCCCUGUGGCACCCAGGGGGCCUGCUGGGAAACCAUUCUUCUCUACAUGCUGCUUAUAAGAGGGCCUUUCCACUCACACCGCACUCCAACAUGCCCUCGUUUCCUCAUCAAACAGCAACAACUUAAGAGGGUAUGACACUCAAAAACAAGCAACCAAUCAAACACAUUAACAACAGGUUUCGCAAAGGACAAGAAGUGGAAGUUUUAUGAAUGACUUAUGGCAAUAGCAACCAUAGAUGUCAUCAAACUAAAGCCCAAACAAGCCUGGGCUGACAGUUUUGUUGUUUUAUGUUUGCUUUCAUUGAUCAUUAUUUGUAAAACGCAACCAUGGCAAUGUUGUUCUUAUGUAAAGCCAGAGGAAGAAGGGGGAAAGGGAAAAAUGCAGCUGUUAAUAUUUGCCUGUAGUCAGAAAAUGGGAUGAUUCCAAUCGAGUCAAAUCAAGAGCUCCAAACUAAAGCAAAUCGAUGAAUGAGAGGACCUCUGAUGUUUUCGUGAUGCCCCUUAACGCCUGACCUCCGAGACUGUCUCGAUGACAGUUUAGCCAUUCACUGUGUCCUCGCAUAUCAAGUGUUCUCCGCGUUCUUAUAUUUAUCAAUUCAAAUUGACCUAGAAAUGGACCUUAAAAUCAAAUCCAAAUUUGUGUCACACGAAUGGCUUGCACUCCUCUGAAUGUUUGAGCUGCUCUUACUCACUACGAAAAAAAAAUAUCUGGCUGCCGACCUCAGAGCCUGUAUGAAACAUCGAGGGAUGAUGGGAACGUUUCACAGGGCAUAGGAAGAUGUACGAGUGCAGCUGCUGUGGCCCUAAAUCACCAAAUCCUGUAUAUCAGCAAGAAAUGCACAAAUCUGAUGCCGAAAAAUCAUCAGAGGAGGUGUUGAUCCAGUGAGUUACAUCCAGAGAGAGAGAGAGCUCGUGAAAGAAGUUGUGUUAGCACAGCUGUUGCUGCUAGUUUUGCUGCUGUGGCCAUGCAGCCAAUUCUGUCUAUGGACAGUUUGUAGUUUAAUGCAAGUGCAGUCUGCCAUAGAUUUUACCUCUGGUCAAAAUGCAGUUAUAUCAGCUUUACAUGAAAUAUAUAUAUAUAAAUAUAUUCAUAUACAUGCAAACAGCUUUAUACAUGCAGAUCUACUAACAGGUUCCCCUCCGCCUUCCCUAGGGCUGUCAAAGUUCACACACUAAUUGACAUAAUGGUUUCAUUCUGUUCUGUGUCAUUUUCUAACAACUCAUCUGAGCUGAACAUUGGGAGCUAAUUGAAAUGGAUCACGCACCCGUGUUUCUAUCAGUAAAUGAAGAAAGAUGUUGAAUUGAUAAUUUAUUUAUAAUCAGUCCCUGAUGGGAUGUUUAACAAAAGUCAUUUGCAUGCUUGGUGAAAUUUAAUUAAUCAAACCGAAAUUCAUCUUUUACUUAAGAAAGAUCAAAUCCAUUAAGUGCUAUUCCAUUCGUAUUUCCUGUCCUGUUUAGUGCAGUUUGAUAAUUAAUAUUGACUAUAGAAUUUCUUUCUGGAACAAAUUAAGAGCACGGUUGCAUAAAUUUAGCUCUGUCUGGUUUCAUUAUAUAGAUAUAUCAUCCACAUAACUUGCCAAGCUCAAAUACACAUAUUCUUUGGAAGUGAAUGCAUUAAUGCUAUGCAUUAUAACUAUGAAACCGAUUAGACUGAUCAUUUUAAUAGAUUGACAGCCUUGUUAGAGACACAAUGGCCACUGAGAUGAUUGACUAAAAGUGAAAUACAAUUAUAUACACACUGACACAGCAUAUACCAGACAUAAUUAAUAAUUCAAAUAAAAUGGGCAGUCAGUCAGCAUUUGCUUGUUGAUGAAGACUAGCUAAAAGGCCUCUGUCAAUCAGGAAAAUAACAUUUUAUUAUAAGCCAAGUGUUCAUUCAAAAGUAAUGCCAAAUUAUAAGAAAAGUGAGUAAAGUAUUGACCAAAAGAAUGUAAUUUAGGCUUCAUUGUGAAUAUAAUAAGCAUUUAGCAUCAAGGUGUUCAUGCUAGCUCAGUCUAAUGUAGCAUUAUAUUUGUAAAAGAGUGGUUAUAAAAUAGAUGAAAUCAUUUCAGGCUUACAGUGAGUCCACCUUUACAGUCCAUUUCAUCUGACAUUUUGUAACAAAAAUAUCUCAUUGGCAGAUAUGCCAUCGGUGCUCCCCUUUUUGUGGUGCUCAUUAUUUUUGUGAAAAGUAACUAACAAUAACAUUAGCGCAUAACAGCAGUAUAUGUAACAACUAGCUUGAAGUUCAACACAAUAGCAAAUGUGUUAUUUUAUAGUAAGUGUAAUAACAGGCAUUGUUAAGAUUUAUAUGUACACCAGUAUAAAACUGAGAUUGUAGUCUAUGGUGGUGUGGUAGUCAAUGGCAGUCAGUACAACCCCAUUAAACACAUUACCUUUUAAUAUCUACACAUUGGUUUACAAACCACUUUUAGAAAGUAUAGAGACAUCAAAAUAACUUCGAAACAUUUAUCAGCCACCCUCACAUUCUCCCUGAGCUCUUACAAAUACAUAUAAAUGACAUCUUUCUCAUUACAUUAGCAAUAUAGCAUAGAUAGCAGAAGUGAGGCUACUUAUCAAACCAGGAUAUCCCAACAGGUUGUGUCAGCCCAGCCAAUGAUAAGAGGUUAUUUCUAUGGCAUUAAUGUCUAACGAUAAAUAUUAUGUUUUUCAGAAGUAAAGAGUUUAAGGUAGGAAGAGCCUUGUGUGUAUAUUUAUAUCUGGUGGUUUUAUUCAAAUGUAUCUCUGUCAAUCAAUAUUUUUAUCUUUGACCACAGUUGCUGCACUUGUCUUUGUACAGUCGUUUUGUCGAUGAAAUAGUAAAAAAAAAUAGAAAGAAAAGAAAAAAGUUUACCAUAAAAAAGCUGCUAUGGUCAAACAGGUUAUCAUAAUUGUUAAAUUAAAUAGUCGUUUAGUGUAUGACAUCAUUGAAUAGUACUUUAUACUGUGUGUUGUUGUUGUUUUCUUCUCUUUUCACUCCCUUUGGUUAAAACGGCGAGUAUUAAAGAGAGAUGUGUGUAGUCCGAUUACAAAUACAGAUGUUAAAAACACAGCUACCAUCAAAUGAUAUCCAAAGGAAAACAAAUCUGACCUGCAAGAGACAUGGCACCAGUGAGAUGACCGAGUCACUGAUGUCUUAUUUAUCCAUGUACACAAGCAGCUCUGUUGUCAUUUCUUUCGAUGUAAAGAUUAUGUCAUAUUUAGUCUCUAUAGACAUCUUUGUUCCUAGUAUCAAACUGUAUGCUAUUAUUGCAUAGUAAAUGCUAAAAUACUGCUGCUUUUAUUCAAUUAUCACUUGGAAAGAGUGCCUAGAACAAAUACCAAUAUAUGUGCAAUCUUAUGAACCAGUAUCACGACCGGUUUCAGACAUCACUGAAGAUGGACCUUUACUGAGCAUCACAGUACAUACAGUUCUUUACUGGGGUGAUCAACCUUUUCUGUCCUUUUUUGUUCCUGGAAAUGUUAAGAAAAGCUGAAUGCAUUCUUACGCAAUGUUACUUUUUUUCUUCUGAAGCCAUGAAAAACAAGAUCAAAUCAAAUGAAGUUUGGUGAAACAGUCUACUGUAAACUUAACAGGAUCUUUUUUGCUGUACCUCAUGCCUGUAAUGUUUGCUGCUUACUUGUUCAGUAUUUUAGUAAUUUAAAUCUCUUAGCAAUAUACAAUGUUGUAAAUAGCAGAAUUAUUUAUUAAGAAUGUUGUCUUUUUAUUUAUAUUUACACAGUCCAUCUAAGUUAUUUUUAUAUGUCUCCAGUGUUACUUGGUGUGAUCAAAAGUCUUUUUUCCCCCUUACUGUUUAUUUCUCUGUCGGUUCCUCUGUUCCGGUUUGAAAGCAAAGGUCUGGCGUAAGAAAUGACCUGUUUUCCCAGCCACUCAAUCUGUAUGAGUAAUAAAUAAAAGUCUCUAAUUCACCAGGAAAAUGUUAUAGAAAUAUCACCUUUGGAAAAUCGUACAAAGCGUUCCUUUGCCGUAUUGACUUCCACCCGUGUUUUAGAUUCCAUAUGUUUGUAUAUUCUGGGGAAAUUGGUCAGAAAGGUUCCGUUUCCAAUUGCUGAGUAGAUACAUUGAACCGGUCUGGAGCCGUGGGGCUCGUGUGGUUUUGUGUAAAUAGUAGAAUAGGUGAGAGAAACUGAAAGACUGCUUGUGGUGGCUCAGCUGCUGAUGUUUGGCCACGUAUAGAAAGCUUCAUGUAUAGAUUCCUUCUAUAAUCCAACACGUGUCCCUACAUUUUCAUCCCCACCGCAGAAAGAGGCACGUCCUCAUUACCGUACAUGCAGACAAAGUUGUACCUCAGCAAAUUAGUGUCCUAUUUUGUAAAUCCAAUUUUGUGAUUUAAAGGUUUCAACCUAUUUCAGAUUUCCCUAGUGCUGUGUUUUCUUGAAGAAUAGCCUGAAGGUCACUUAACAUCGUGGGAUUUUAUACAGCUUCUGUAUUUCAACACAGCUGUGUAGGUUUUGUACAGUGCCACCAGUAACAUGACUGCACAUUAAUAUUAUGCCAGUUCAGCAUGCUUUUCUCAAAUCCCAUAACCUGAAGAUUACAGUUGCAUGAUCAAAACCAUAUUCCCAAAGUCUGAGAUGUAAAAAUUUGAUGGUGUGCUACUUCCAUCCGAGUAGUAUAGCAAAUUUAGAUGUAUUUAUCAUACGUGAGAUAUUUUACCCCAUUAUGUGUCAUUUGAGUAUUUAUUCUGUGUGCUGUUUUUAUUGUUCUUUUCAAAACCUUUAUAUCUAAGUCAAAUAUGUUACAUGUUAUUUGAUAUAUAUUUUUCCUAAGUGUUUCUUUUCGAUGCCCUGCUCCAUUUUGUGUCUUUGUUUGGUCUCCAAAUUUGCAAAUUCUUCUGCGACUGCACUGACAUAAAACCAAGACCAGACAUGAUGACAAACCUGUUGUUCCUUCCUGGCAUAUUUCCAAAUACAACCCUAAAAGGCUUGACCUCUUACACUGACGGUCUCUGUAAGCACUGGUUAGUCUCAAUAAACCCACUUUGCUCAGUAUACAUACUAAAUGCACUGUUUUGGGCACUUACCACAAUAUUAUUUUAAUAACCAAUUGAUUUGUACCAUUUUUCAUGAUUAUCUCUGAUGUGAGCAGUUUGCCACUGUUGUUUGUUCAUUUGUUUGUUUUUAUAUAUAAUAUUGUGAUAUUAUUUGUCACAGAGCAGACUAGUGUACUGUAUAUUUUCAUGAACUCCUCAAGCAUUAUUAACAGUAAGUACAUCAAUGUUAUUUUUCCUGAUAUGUAUUAUUUAGAAAAUAAACA
Cyprinus carpio (common carp) is the source of this 10377-nucleotide messenger RNA. Its product is annotated as pappalysin-1-like. NCBI's taxonomy places the organism in Eukaryota, Metazoa, Chordata, Actinopteri, Cypriniformes, Cyprinidae. The record is from RefSeq and is a predicted model, not a curated record. The transcript has 22 exons. Gene Ontology annotation, molecular function: metallopeptidase activity. The coding region runs from base 224 to 5131 and encodes 1635 amino acids.